CACACGGUUGUCCUUUAAAGAAAUAAUGCAGAAAUAUAAAAUUUGUUAUAAAUAUUUCCACUGCAUUUUCAUCCUCCACAUAGCUUCAUAAUCUUUCUCAUGAAACCUUCAACACUUCCCAAUUGUGCCUUACCUUUACUUUCCUCUUGCUUGUGAAUCAAUGCAAGAAGCAAUUCUCUUCAACGUUGCAGGGGAAAUCAUUUCUAAGCUGGCUUCUCCAGCCCCUCUGGAGACUAAGCUGUGGUGGGGUGUCAACGAGGAGCUUGAGAAACUCAGGAAGACAGUUCCAACCAUCCAAGCUGUGCUUCUUGAUGCAGAGGAGCAGUAUUCGCAGAGUCAUCAAGUCAAAGAUUGGUUGAAUCGCUGAAGGAAUAAUUUUACGAUGCCGAUGACUUUUUAGAUGAGUUCUCCACCGAUGUUUUACUGAAGCAGAUGAUGACCAGCAACAAAAUGGUGAAGGAGGUACGCUUGUUCUUUUCAAGCACAAACCAAUUUGCUUACGGUCUUAAAAUGACUCAUAAGAUUAAAAAACUUAGAAGUAAAUUAGAUGGGAUUGCUGAAAAAAAGAAGUUUCACUUAGAUGAGCGCCCUCAGAAGAUACUACCAAUGGUUGAGCGAAGAGGGCAAACUCACUCAUCUUUAACUCAAGUAGUUGUUGGCAGAGAAAAGGAUAAGAAGGAAAUUGUUGAUUUUCUUCUGUCUUCUAGUUGUGGGGAGAAUGUGUCAAUCAUUUCCAUUGUGGGUAUUGGAGGCUUAGGAAAGACAACACUUGCUCAACUUGCAUAUUAUGAUGAGACGGUGAAAUCAAAUUUUGAGCUAAAAAUGUGGGUGUGCAUUUCUGAUAAUUUUGAAGUUAAAAUAAUUGUUGAAAAGAUUUUGGAAUCUCCCAUUGGUGAAAAACCUAAAAAUCUUGAAAUGAAUACCUUGAAAGAUCUUCUUCAUGAAAAAAUUAGUGGAAAAAAAUAUGUACUUGUUUUGGAUGAUGUAUUGGAUGAGGAUUCUGAAAAAUGGUUUUACUUGAAGGAUUUGUUAGUUGGGGGUAGAAGUGGAAGCAAAUUAAUAGUGACUACACGUCUUAAAAAUGUUGCACAAAUGAUAGGAUCAACAAAAACACAUGACUUACAAGGCCUACUUGUUGAUGAUUCGUGGUCUUUAUUUGCAAAUAUGGCCUUUAAACAAGGGGAAGUCAUUAGCCCAGACCAUGAGAGAAUUGGAAAAGAAAUUGUGACAAAAUGUGUUGGAGUCCCUUUAGCUGUAAGAGUAAUAGGUCAUUUAUUGUAUUCUAAAAAUACAGUAGAUAACUGGAAAUUUUAA
This is a messenger RNA of Hevea brasiliensis (rubber tree), 1314 nucleotides long. Its product is annotated as putative disease resistance protein RGA3. NCBI's taxonomy places the organism in Eukaryota, Viridiplantae, Streptophyta, Magnoliopsida, Malpighiales, Euphorbiaceae. The transcript has a single exon. Bases 433 to 1314 code for a protein of 293 amino acids. Gene Ontology annotation, molecular function: ADP binding. The record is from RefSeq and is a predicted model, not a curated record. Gene Ontology annotation, biological process: defense response to other organism.